AAUUGGAGAACAAGAAUGGCAGAGCUGAAAUUAGUGUUUGACAUAUUUUUAAAAAGCUUUGCGUCACCCAAAUUAAAAACUGAAGAUACCAAAAAGUUGCAAAUCGAAGCACAAUUCAAUAAUAAGAAUAUAUCAAUAACAGCGAGUCGCAUCAAUGUCAAUGAUUUCAAUCCCAACGCCAGUACAGACUUUAAGGAGAAAGAUAGGAAACUCCGCGAGAAUCUGGAAAACUGUGGCAUGACCUUCACAGUGAAGUUUAAUGGUCGCCUUUUUGGUAACGGACGCGUUAAUUUCCCAGAUAAAUUCAUUAAUAGCAUAAAAGACGGCAUGUCAGAUCUGAUACACGAAGACAAAUGCAGCAUUGAGGACAAGGACAAGAAGGAAGUUGGUAAACUGGAGUUUAAGUGCCGUUUAAUCGUUAAAUGCGAUGGCCCCGAAGACAGCGUGUGCCGUCGGAAUAUGGAUGCAAGCAUUAAUCCCGAGGACAUAAUGUUUGUCAUGGGCGAGUUACAGAAAUGUGCUGAUCCCUGUGACGCUUGUCGCGAUGUCCUGGAGCCAGAGGAAGGCGAUGAACGACUUCAUUUGGAUCUACAACGAUAUCGCAGUGUUGGAAUGACAGCUCCGACUCCCGCGGAGACCCUUCAACAUAAUCCAGCUUGUAAUGCCAUCACCUCUGAGCUACAGAAAAUGGCAAAGGAAUGCGAGGAGACUAUAGACUCGAUACUCAGAGGCACUGAUCCAACGAUGUCACCAAUACAGCCAGAGAUAGAACAGAUCAAUGGAGACUCUAAGCAGAAGCCAACCGAUAUUGAUAAGGAUGAGGAUAACUCAGAUGAAAUUCCCGGCGUUAAGCCCAUAAGAUCCUGUCCCAUCUGCUUGAAUAACAUGUCUUGGCUGCCCAAAUUCGCCUGCUGUCCCAAAUGUGGUGCAAAGCCCAUGCCAAUUGUCGAGGAACGACUUAAGGAUAAGGUGCCAACGGCAGAUGAAAUUCUAGUGGAAUACCUGGGUAAACCACAGCCGACCUUGGAGGAAUAUUGCCUAGAUGCGGAGGAGGUAGAAAAAGAAAAAGAAAUAAAAACGGAAAAAGCUCUUCAAUGUCGUUGCACCUGUAGGAGGGGUAAAUUGUGUGCCCAUUGUCGUGUACGUAUUGUGUGCAAGGAUAUCUUUAAAACUGAAAGUGAGUCAAGACGUGGCUCUAAGCGUGAGUCUAGGACUGAGCCCGGUCAAGAGUCUGCGCCUGAGAGUGAGUCUGUCCCACAGUCCCUUGCCACCGAAGACUAUACAGAGGAGCUUCCAGAUGAGCGUCAUACACACUUGGCGCGUGUAUUCUCCGAGCUUUGCUUUCUGUACCACAUCAAAGUUUCCAAUUCCUCCAGCGACAUUCAAAAGAUAUGUGGUCCCAAAAGUAAUCGAAAAAGAAAUGGUCUCAACGAGAAAAGCGAUCAGGUUCCAAAAAAAAAAGUAACGAAUGAUCAGGAAAAAAAAUCCAACUCGGGAGAAACAAAUGUUCAGAAGAAAGUAUCAAAUGCAGGAGAUGCUAAGGAUGAGAAAAGAAAAUCUACAAAUGAUAAAAAAAGAAAGUCCAACUUAAGAAACUCUAAAGCAUCCCCCCGAAAUAAAAAGGACAACUCUGGUGAGGAAGAAAAGCCUCCAAUUCCCGCUAGACUUGGCUGGGAUUGGAGAACAGAUCCGGCUAGCAAAAAGGGCUGGCGACCCGGCGCCGUACGCAAGCCCAUUAAAAAGUUAAUGGACUUCUUUUUACGGGAUUUCCCAGAGGAGACUGCAACGAAUAUAAUUAAGAAAACGGAAGCUGAACAAAAGGAAAAGGAACGUAGCAAGCACUCGAUGCUAAAUGUGUGUAAAAAGAAUGGCGAGAUUUGCAUAACAUUCCGAUCUGCUGACCCCGCCAAUGAGAAGAAUCUCAUUGUCUACAAGGUACUGAAAAGUGAUCAGGCUGCGAGGCUCAGUGAAAUGAAGAAAAAGCUGAAAGAGAACGGCUUCCGUAAAUGCACCUGUCACAAGUCCGUAAUGUUGUGCGUCUGUCGCACAACGACCGAAAAGAAGGAACUUGAGGCGGCUCUGGAAGAGGAGUGUACGGCACGUGGUAUACCUGCCUGUCCAGAUGAACUGAUUCUCACCGACACCAGCGAAAGUGACUUGGAGUAUGACUUUGAUGUGUCUCCACUUCUGGGGGCACCAAAGCUGCUCCCACAAAUGGGACCAUGCUCCAAAUGGAUGAAUAAAGACACACAGACAGCGAAGGAGGAUCAAAAGCUUAAGCCCAAAUAUCCGAUUGCGCAGAAUCCGUAUUACAAACCCUUCAAUUGUGCGGUACGUUCAAUGAAAGCAGCAGCAGUUUCCUACGUUGAGGAUAAUGAUGAGGGAGAUAAUAAUCAAGAAAAUGAUGGUAAUCACAAUGGUAAUAGCGGUGGAGGUGGAGGUGGUAAGAGAGGUAAUCCGGGCCGUGGUAAUCCCAGUAAUUCGGGCAAUAGAAAUGGCAAUGGUAAUAAUAAUGGAAACAACCAUGCAAGAAGCAAUAAAAAUAGUAAUGGAAAUAACAAUGCACGAGGCAAUAAUAAUAAUAAUGGAAACAGCAAUGUAAGAAAUAAUGUUAAUAAUCAUGGAAACAACAAUCCCAGAGUUAAUAAUAGUAAUAAUGGAAACAGCAAUAUAAGAAAUAAUGCUAAUAAUAAUGGAAACAACAAUCCAAGAAGUAAUGUGAAUAAUAAUGCAAACAGCAAUGCAAGAAGUAAUGUUAAUAACAGUGGAAGAAACAACAAUCCAAGGGGCAAUGUUAACUCUGGAAACAAUCCAAGAGGCCAUGUUAAUAGCUCUGGAAACAGCAAUGUAAGAAGUAAUGUUAAAAAUAAUGUAAACAAUAAUGCAAGAGGCAAUGGAAACAGCAAUAGAGUAGUUGCUGGCAAUAAUAAUAAUGCAAAUAACGAGAAUGUUUCAAUUGCAGUUGCCUUGCCAAAACGUUUACAGAAAGAUAAACAAGCAGCUGCCAAAGCUGUCGAAGAAAUCAAAAAGAAGCAGCAGGAAGAAAAGAGCAAGGCUUUAAAGAGAAAAUUCAUGGAAAUGGCAAAAGCUCCGCCCAUCGAUAGGAAAAAGGCGCUACGCGCUCUUCUCAAUACGUUGCCUCCUCCAGUUGAGUCUAUACCACGAAAAGCCCGAGCCAGUGCUGCAUGUGAUGAUUGUUGUUAUGAUCCGGUUCCCGAUCUAUGCUACAAUUCUUGCUAUACUGAAUGCUGUCCGCGUUAUUUCUAUUGCUGUUGAUCGAAAUACCCUGUGAAAUGUGCAUUGGACAACACUUAUUAGUAGUGGUUUUUGAACCGACAAAAUGUGCGACUCGCUUCAACUUUAGGCAACGAUCUUGGCUGAUCUGAUGUUACUGUGUGUGUCCCCC
Drosophila innubila is the source of this 3406-nucleotide messenger RNA. RefSeq lists its product as uncharacterized. Bases 16 to 3276 code for a protein of 1086 amino acids. The transcript is spliced from 3 exons. The record is from RefSeq and is a predicted model, not a curated record. Lineage: Eukaryota; Metazoa; Arthropoda; Insecta; Diptera; Drosophilidae.